AUGAGGGCUGUUUGUGUUAUGCGAGGCGAGCCGGGGGUUAAGGGAGUCGUUCAUUUCUCCCAAGUUGGCGAAACCGUCAAAGUACAUGCUGAAUUCGAGGGGUUGAAGCCUGGAAAGCACGGAUUUCAUGUGCACGAAUUUGGAGACACAACAGAUGGCUGUACAUCUGCCGGUGCUCACUUUAACCCCCACGGCAAAAACCAUGGUGCUCCUGAUGCAGCUGAGCGGCAUGUUGGGGAUCUUGGUAACGUCGUUGCUGGUACCGAUGGUAAGGCAACGCUUGACCUUACGGACAGGGUGAUUUCUCUCAAUGGUGAACACUCGAUUAUUGGAAGAUCCCUUGUGGUCCACGUUGAUCCGGAUGACUUGGGUUUGGGCGGCCAUGAGUUGAGCUUGGUCACCGGCAAUGCUGGGGGUCGCGUCGCCUGUGGCAUAAUCGGAAUCGCUAAAAGUGAUUGAUUUAGCUAUUGCUUAUUUACACCGCCUCUGUCGAUCAGGAACAUUUAUCAGUCCCGAUUUAUAGUCAAAUUUAAUAAAUUUUUCCACUCC
Molecule: messenger RNA, 549 nt
Organism: Hydatigera taeniaeformis
Lineage: Eukaryota; Metazoa; Platyhelminthes; Cestoda; Cyclophyllidea; Taeniidae
Source: the annotation of a GenBank genome assembly